AUGGUAACACCGCUGUCUUGGGUCCAUCUGAACAAGAGCCCGCACAAGAGGAAUGCUUGCCCCCAGCUUGCAGGCUUCAAGAGGUGCAAUAAUUGUGGCAAGGAAGGCCAUUUCAAGAGGGAUUGCGCCACCCUCGCGAAUACAGUGACGCGUACCCCAGUUUUGGCCCCAGCCAAGAACCAGCAGAGGAUGGGAGGGAAUAGGCCUCAGGCAUCGAGCAGAGUGUACGCCUUGACUGGAGGGGAGGCAACAGGCUUAGGUAACCUAGUUAUAGGUCAUUGUAUGAUAGCUGGGAAAUCUUGUCGUGUGCUAUAUGAUUUUGGAGCGACACACUCCUUUGUGUCAGAUGCCUGUGUGAAACGUCUAGGUUUGUCGGUGGGUGAGCUGUAUUGUGAACUGGAGCUAGAGGUGAUCUUAGGGAUGGAUUGGCUCUUUGCCAAUCACAUUCUUAUAGAUUUCCGAGGGAAGAAGUUGCUUUUCCCCGACUCAGAGGAGCCUGAGUUGUUAACAUCUCAAGGGGUUGUGAAGGAAUUACAAGAGGGCGCACAAUGCUACAUAAUCUUCACACAUCUUGAGGUGUAG
This is a messenger RNA of Vigna unguiculata (cowpea), 582 nucleotides long. RefSeq lists its product as uncharacterized. NCBI's taxonomy places the organism in Eukaryota, Viridiplantae, Streptophyta, Magnoliopsida, Fabales, Fabaceae. The record is from RefSeq and is a predicted model, not a curated record. Gene Ontology annotation, molecular function: zinc ion binding; nucleic acid binding.